AUGCAUCAACUUCUUACCUACGACCAGAUUAACUUCGCGACCAAGCAAACCUCCUCCUCCGUGAAUACUCGCGACUUGCCAACUUCGGCAGCUUCUCUAUACAUCCAAAUGAGUUCGUUCCCCUGCGUCGCCAUGGUUUAUUUCUUCGUUCCUAAGAAGAAGAAUCAGCAGAAGCUCGAGGCGCAUGAAGAACAAGGGUAG
This is a messenger RNA of Linum trigynum, 201 nucleotides long. Lineage: Eukaryota; Viridiplantae; Streptophyta; Magnoliopsida; Malpighiales; Linaceae. The record is from the annotation of a GenBank genome assembly.